Saimiri boliviensis boliviensis (Bolivian squirrel monkey) is the source of this 2963-nucleotide messenger RNA. It is a transcript of the gene KCNA7, whose product is annotated as potassium voltage-gated channel subfamily A member 7. Lineage: Eukaryota; Metazoa; Chordata; Mammalia; Primates; Cebidae. Gene Ontology annotation, biological process: action potential; potassium ion transmembrane transport; protein homooligomerization. Gene Ontology annotation, cellular component: membrane; voltage-gated potassium channel complex. The record is from RefSeq and is a predicted model, not a curated record. Gene Ontology annotation, molecular function: delayed rectifier potassium channel activity; protein binding.
GGCUAUUUUUACGCGCGGACACCGGACACCGGACACCGGGCUGGGGCUGGGGCGGCGGCGGCGGCGGCGGCGGCCGAGGCGGGGCCGCACCGGGCCGGGCAUCGGGGCCACACGUCCGUUCGCGGGUCGCCGGGGCUGCCCGCGCCAUGGAGCCGCGGUGCCCGCCGCCCUGCGGCUGCUGCGAGCGGCUGGUGCUCAACGUGGCGGGGCUGCGCUUCGAGACCCGGGCGCGCACGCUGGGCCGCUUCCCGGACACGCUGCUCGGGGACCCCGCGCGCCGCGGCCGCUUCUACGACGACGCGCGCCGAGAGUACUUCUUCGACCGGCACCGGCCCAGCUUCGACGCGGUACUCUACUACUACCAGUCGGGCGGGCGGCUGCGGCGGCCGGCGCACGUGCCGCUGGACGUCUUCCUGGAGGAGGUGGCCUUCUACGGGCUGGGCGCGGCGGCCCUGGCGCGCCUGCGCGAGGACGAGGGCUGCCCGGUGCCCCCGGAGCGCCCCCUGCCCCGCCGCGCCUUCGCGCGCCAGCUCUGGUUGCUCUUCGAGUUUCCCGAGAGCUCGCAGGCCGCGCGCGUGCUCGCCGUGGUCUCCGUGCUGGUCAUCCUCGUCUCCAUCGUAGUCUUCUGCCUCGAGACGCUGCCUGACUUCCGCGACGACCGCGACGGCCCGGGGCUCGCCGCGGUGGCCGCAGCCGGCCCAUUCCCUGCUCGGCUGAAUGGCUCCGGCCUAGUGCCUGGAAAUGCGCCCCGCCUGCCCUUCAAUGACCCGUUCUUCGUGGUGGAGACGCUGUGCAUUUGCUGGUUCUCCUUCGAGCUGCUGGUGCGCCUCCUGGCUUGUCCAAGCAAGGCGAUCUUCUUCAAGAAUGUGAUGAACCUCAUCGAUUUCGUGGCUAUCCUUCCCUACUUUGUGGCGCUGGGCACCGAGCUGGCCCGGCAACGAGGGGUGGGCCAGCCGGCCAUGUCCCUGGCCAUCCUGAGAGUCAUCCGAUUGGUGCGCGUCUUCCGCAUCUUCAAGCUGUCCCGGCACUCCAAGGGCCUGCAGAUCUUGGGCCAGACGCUUCGGGCCUCCAUGCGUGAGCUGGGCCUCCUCAUCUUUUUCCUCUUCAUCGGUGUGGUCCUCUUUUCCAGCGCGGUCUACUUUGCGGAAGUCGACCGGGCGGACUCGCAUUUCACCAGCAUCCCGGAGUCCUUCUGGUGGGCAGUGGUCACUAUGACUACAGUCGGCUAUGGAGACAUGGCACCCGUCACUGUGGGUGGCAAGAUCGUGGGCUCUCUGUGUGCCAUUGCCGGCGUGCUGACCAUUUCCCUGCCUGUGCCUGUCAUUGUCUCCAAUUUCAGCUACUUUUAUCACCGGGAGACAGAGGGCGAAGAGGCCGGGAUGUACAGCCAUGUGGACACGCAGCCUUGUGGCCCAUUGGAGGGCAAGGCCAAUGGGGGGCUGGUGGAUGCGGAGGUACCUGAGCUACCACCUCCACUCUGGGCACCCCCAGGGAAACACCUGGUCACCGAAGUGUAAGGGACAGUUGAGGUCUUCGGGACCUCACACCUCCUUAGAGGGAGGGAGGGAGGGCAGGGUGGAGGGAACGGCUUGUGGGAGGGAUUGGGUUUAGGAAGAGCUAGGUUAAGUGGUAAUGAGCGGGAGAACGGAGUCUUGCUGGGUCUUGGAUGGUAUGGUUCGGCAGCUCCUGUGGGCACCUCCUUAAACAGCAGCGAAUGGCAGUGGGUUGUGUUGUGUUGAUGAAGACUCGAUCGGUUCAUAUUACACUGAGUUGCACAAUGCUCGUGGAGCCUUGUGGGGUGGUGUCGAGGUAGGUUUGGUCAUAUCAUUUUGUGAGUUUCCUGGGUCGAUGUUGGGUUUGGGUGGGUUGUGAGUCUGGGUGAGUGUUGUCCGGCUGUAUUCCGUGGGAUUCUGUGGUUUGGUGGGUCCCCUGGGGCCAUGGUGGGUCAAGUUAGAUGGCCCCCCGUGGCAUCACUGGGAUUGAUUGUGCGGUCAGACGUGGUGCUGAGUUUCGUUGAGACGUGGUGGAGAUUGUGCAGCUUCGUGGUUGUUCUAGGGCCAUGUUAUUUUAGGUUCUGUGAACUUGUGAGUCAUGUAGAAAUGUGAAGAGUCAAGUGAUAGAAUUUGAGCUUUCUAGGUCACAUUGGGUUACGUGGGUAUGACCGAAUGCAUCUCGUAGGGUUCUGUUGGGCUGAAUUGUGUAGAGGUGUGCGGCUGGACAUUUUUCAAGGCCACAGGGAGUCGAGUUGGGUUGAACUGCACAACCCUAUGAACCUUGUAAGGCCAGUUCAGUUGGGUCACCCCACUGUUUCAAUCUCACGGGGCCAUGUUGAGUUGAGUUCCAUUGAGUUGUAUCACUAUGUGAGUCCUAUAUGAAGCUGGGUUGAGUUGGACUGUGUGAAUGAGCUCCACAGGGCUACAUUGGGUUGUUUUGAGUUUCAUGGUAGCACCAGGACCCAAAGGUAAUAGCAGCGGGGGAGCAUCAUAUAAUCAGGGAGCAAAUGCAGUGGCGAGGGCUGUGGGAGACGUACUGAGCUGGCUCCCCAGCUACUGCAGGAGGCGGGACUGCAUUCUGUAUCCCUGGGUUUGGGUGUUCAUCAGAGCGAUCGGGGUGAACUAGGAAGAGGUGGAUGCUCCCCCCGUUUAUCCACAUCCACUUCGUUGUGCCGUUCACCCUAUUCUCCCCUACAGUCUUACAGAAUCAAAAGGAUAGGGAGAGAGACCAGGCGAGGGAUAGAGACCCAGAAAGAGGAAGAGAUGGAAUCCCAGAGAGACAGAGACCCAAGGCAGAGGAACAGAGACUCAGGGAGAGGGAGACAAGGACCCGGAGGGGCGGUAGAGCAGAGAUGCAGAAGAGGGGAACAGAAAUGCAGAGUGAGAAGGGGACAGAGACCAAGAGCAGGGGAUAGAAGCCGGGUGAAGUGGCUCACGCCUGUAAUCCCAGCACUCUGGGAGACCAAGGAA